AUGUGCUCUAAGUGGGUCAUACAAAAUGAAUACCAGGCCAUAGGCUCCGGGUGGCCCGGCAGAGCCCGGCCCCACAAUGGUGUGGGGCCAGGAGCUGGGGUCCUUCUCCCCACCUCCUAUAAGCUUCUGGACACUGUGCUGCACAACCUCUACAUCUUUGGAGAGAUAGAAGAUGACGCAGAAGAGAAAAGGGUCAGAAAGAAAAGGAAAAACAAGAGAGAUGUGGGGACUCCAGUGGCAUUGAGGGCAAAGCCCGCACCCCCACCUGGUCCUCUUGUAAGAGGCCAGAGGAAGAGUACUUCGAGUUUCUUCUCAGAGCUCAGAGAAGAGUGCCCUGCUGUGACCCCCACCAGUGCCCCUGUGAGAACACAAAUCCUUCAUGCUACAGCGUCUCCCUCUCCCUUGACCAGGAAGGAGCCGGUUGAAGUGGUUGAACUCCACAGCAGAAAUAAAAAAAGAAAACAGAUGCCAGAUCAAGAUGAGAACUCAAAGACCAAAACUAGUAGCCUUGAGAAAGAUGGGAAUAUACAAGAAUUUAACUUAGAAAAGGCUCAGCUGCAGGUGCACCGGUUUGGGAUCACAGGGUGUGGAAAAAGAAAGAACAGAGUCCUAGAACCGGAAUGCGUGGUUAUACUGUGUGUGCAGUCUCCCAAAAAGAGUUAUGUGAAUUACAAGGUUUUGCAGGAGCAGAUUAAAGGGGGGAAAAAAGCAGCAAAGGAAGAAGAAAAGAGAGUGGCCCAAGACACAGAUAUUUUCAAGAAAAAGAAGAGGAAAGGGCAGGAAGACAGAAAAUCCAAAAAGAAGAAAUCAGCUCCCAGUAUUUUGUCAAGUAGUUGGAUUGGACAUGUUGUAAAAUUAAAAAAUGGGACAUUGAUUCUGAGCCAAGUUGAUAUCAAGAAAAUAAAUUCUUCCCAAGUGGCUAAAUGGAGUGGUCUGCAAACUAGAGGAGGAACGGGAACGUGCCAUCACACUGAGACUGGAUCCGUGCAGGACUCCAGCCUGUUCUCACUUAUUUCAUAUUCGUAG
Molecule: messenger RNA, 1026 nt
Organism: Molossus molossus (Pallas's mastiff bat)
Lineage: Eukaryota; Metazoa; Chordata; Mammalia; Chiroptera; Molossidae
Source: RefSeq, a predicted model, not a curated record